Messenger RNA from Linum trigynum, 1788 nucleotides. Lineage: Eukaryota; Viridiplantae; Streptophyta; Magnoliopsida; Malpighiales; Linaceae. The record is from the annotation of a GenBank genome assembly.
CGAAAGAAGAGGGAUAAAGAGAGAAUAUACCCAGAUGGCAGAAAAUAGGAGACACCGAAUCUAAAUUCUAAUCCAGUGUGCGCUGUGGCUGCAAAUGCUCCCUUCCUGUCCUGUUGAACCAGAGAGGACCGGAGGCCAUCACCGGCGACAGAGCAGCACAACCGGAGGCCAAACAGUAGAGGAAGCAGGGGAAGACAAAAGUAAAUAACCUCCGAUGAUGGCCUUGCUCUCUUCUUCCUCCCUACGUGGCACCACCUUCAUCGCCCUCUACUCCCAGAACCCGACACUCUUCCCGUCACCGGCCUUCCCCCUUCGCCGUCACGUCCGUGCCUCCUCCUUCCGUCCAACGCCAAUCCUUUUCCCCACCACCCUCAUCCACAAUUCCAACAAUUCAUUUGUUACGAACGCAACCCCAAUUCCCGCCGGCGACAUUCAAACCCUAACCCCGGCUCCCGACCCCGACUAUUGGCCCGAAUUCGCCGACCGUGUGUCCGGCGAGUGGGACGGCUUCGCAGCGGACUUCACCCCACAAGGAGCCCCUAUCGAGCUCCCCGAAUCCGUCGUGCCGGAGGCGUACAGAGAGUGGGAGGUGAAAGUCCACGACUGGCAGACCCAGUGCCCGACCCUCGCCCGACCCGAACCCGAACCCGAUCGCACCAUCUCCUACACCACCAUCAAGCUCCUCCCCACCGUCGGCUGCGAAGCCGACGCUGCCACCCGCUACACCUCUGACGAGAGAGCUGCGUCCUCCGCCUCCGCCUUCGCUUACCAUUCCAGCGGGUCGUACGUCGCCGCUUGGCCUGGUGCCGCUGCUGCCCCCAAUAAGCUGGAGCUGGAGAAUUGCUUCGUCAAUCCGCAAGAUCGGGAGUCCCGAGUCAGGAUCCUCCUCGCUCUCAAUCUUGUACGCCAUUCAGACGACGACGAAAAUCCGACGACCUCGCUGGAAGUGGCAGGAAUCAGGGUUUUCCGGGAGCAGUGGUACGGGCCGUUCAGGAACGGCGACCAAUUGGGCGGGUGUGCAAUCAGGGACACCGCCUUCGCCGCCACUGCGCCACUCCAUCCUGACAAGCUCUUCGGCUUUCCCUGGCGCCGAGGACCCACCGCCGUUGCUGCUUUCCAGCUUCAUCACCAACCCAACGGAUUGAUUCAGCAACUAAGUGAUGGCAAUGACAGCAGCAGCAGCAGCUUGGAGAAGGAGAGACUGGUUAGAGAUGCGAGCGGCGGCGUUGUAUUGCUACCGAAGCAAAUUUGGUAUGCAGUGAAAGAAAAUUGGUGCGAAGUUGGAUGGCUGUUUGAUGAUGGUAAAGCUGUUACUUGUACAUCUCGCAUUGCACCUGACGCCACACUUAAGGAAGUUCGAUUGGCACAGGAAACUGCAGUUUUGGAGGGUGAUCAAGCACCCAACUCGCCUUAACACAGUAGUGACAGCAGUGCUGCUUUUACCUUUCUCGCUUGCAGGCUGCAUUUACGAAUGAGUUUAUACAGUUGGCAGAUUCGAGCCGGUAUUGUAUUGAAUUGGGAUAGCUCAUUUUUAAGUGUAAGUGUUACAAACUAAAAUGCGGAUGCAGCUGUGUUCUUUUAUGUACAGAAGAAGAGUCCACAAUAUAUGAACCCAAGUCGUUUUAAUUAAACAUUACAACCUUACUACCAAAAUUACAAGGGAUGAGUGUUUUCAGGGGCAGAUAUCAGCAGCUGAAUUAGCCUUCACAGGGUUCUAUCCGCCAAUGAAAAAUGCUUCUUUGAGGAUGUGACACAUUACUUCAUCCACAAGAAACUGCAAUGCUCCCA